Phytophthora infestans T30-4 is the source of this 2239-nucleotide messenger RNA. Its product is annotated as patatin-like phospholipase, putative. NCBI's taxonomy places the organism in Eukaryota, Oomycota, Peronosporomycetes, Peronosporales, Peronosporaceae. The record is from RefSeq and is a predicted model, not a curated record. The coding region runs from base 11 to 2239 and encodes 742 amino acids. Gene Ontology annotation, biological process: lipid metabolic process. Gene Ontology annotation, molecular function: triacylglycerol lipase activity. The transcript has 2 exons.
CCGCGACUCAAUGGGGGCAACGUUGUCCACCGGCGGGGCGAUGACGGUCACGCAGCGCCAGGACUCGCGGUUGCGACUACGUGAGCGUGCAAACUCGCUGCUACAUCUCUGGGUGCGCUUCUGGAUCUUCGCCACGGGGUUGGAGAAGCACGAGGAGCUCGCAUGGCGUAUCGUGCAGCAACUUAAGCACCACGUUUACCGAACCGCCAACGAGAAGCACGCGUUCUUCCACAAUUUGACCAUGACACUUGUGGAGCUUUGGCUGAGAACACUGCGGGCUGUGUUGGUACCCGAUGUCUUUGCUCGCUAUCUGUGUGCAACUUUCAUGCUGCACAUAAUCUACGAACUGCAGUCUAUUGCUCGCCAAGUGCUGGGCAAAACGUGCCUCCGCCUUACAGCCAACGGACGACGCACAUUGAGACUCCGACAACAGUUGGCGAACGUCAAGACCUUCCAGGAGCGACAGUCAAUCGCUGGAGAAUUGGACAAACUCGAAGGCAAAGACAAGUGGCGUGAAGACCCAGCGUCCGGUCUCUUCCUGUACGAGCGAGUGAUGAACAAGACGCAGAUGUAUAAGAGACUCAAGCUCGAAAACGACGUCAUGGGGAUCAUGUUCUCGCUAAGAGCGGGGCUACUGAGGAAGCACUGGGGACUCGGAAACCCGAGACUUUACUCCGCCAGCAAUGUGGGAACGAAGCACGUGAUCGAGGAGUAUCUGGACACAAUUGUACAGUCAAUGAACGUCGUGCUGCGUGCAAAAGGAACAGACGAAGAGGACAACGACGAGCUUUCUAUUGAUAACAAGCUGGCGUUCUUCAGUGAAACUCGCCACGCCUUUGGACGCUCUGCCUUGAUGCUGUCAGGUGGCGGAGCUCAUGGAUUCUACCACGCGGGCGUGAUCAAGGCUCUGGUGGAGAACAAUCUACUGCCUAACGUCGUUGCCGGCUCCUCGGCUGGAUCAAUCUUGGCAGGAGCGAUCGCUGUUCGCCAUGACGACGAGGUGCUGGAGUUUUUGUCGGGAGAAAACGUCAACCUGAACUUCCUCGGACCGAACAUUACGGAGCAGGAUCGAGUAACUUACACGCCGUCGUUCUUGUCUCCAGCACAUCUGCUGCUUCCAAAAGGUGGCUUCGAGUUCGUGCGAGACGCGUUUAUCCUGCUUAACCGGUUUCUAGACAAGCGUUAUGUACUGGACACCAAGACUCUCCGUGACUGCUUACGUAGUGUCAUGGGGGACUACACCUUUCGAGAAGCUUACGACAGAACAGGUCGAAUCAUCAACGUCACGGUCACACCAAUGAGUACUGAUGAUUAUCCUCAGUUGCUCAACUAUCUCACAGCUCCGAACGUGAUCAUCUGGUCGGCAUCUCUGGCAUCUUGUGCGAUCCCAAACGUGUUCCGUCCUGUGGAGCUGCUGGCCAAAGAUGAGAAUGGAAACAUCGUUCCUUACUAUCGCGAAGGACUGAAAUGGAGUGACGGUAGUGUGGAGUGUGACCUCCCCAUGGCACGACUUUCAGAGCUAUUCAACGUAAACCACUUCAUCGUGAGUCAAGUCAACAUCCACUACAAGAUCGUCUCGGGCCACUCCGCGUUCGGCAAUGGACAAACGGGUAGUCUCAUGAGCUUCUUCAAAAAGCAAAUGAAAGCCUACAUUAAAAACAUCGCCGAGUUCGGAUUAAACACUUCAGUGCUCAAGUUCCUCGACAUCGGGAUCGUUCCUCUCAUCACACAGAAGUACGAAGGUGACAUUACCAUCUGUCCCACCGAUAAAGUCCCUGCUGCGACGUUGCUGCGAACAGUGCUCACCAAUCCUACACAAGAAACGUAUCCUGAUCUUCUACUGGCCGGUGAACGAGCUUGUUGGCCAGCAAUCGCUCGGAUUCGCACCAUGUGUCGCGUUGAGUUCGCGUUAGAACGUGCAGUACGGUACUUGCGUGGUGAACAAGCUCUGGAGGACGAACGACGGAGUGGACGCAAGGCAAUUGGUCGUGUACCGUCGUUCUACACUUCUCCCAGCUCCAUGAACCUGUCCAACCUGGAUCAAUCUCCUCCCACCCCACGAGACUAUGUGUCACCGCCAGCCAGCAAGGGAAAACGCACUCGACACGGCAGUCUCGAGGAAAUGGGCAGCCCCGUAGCCAACCCCAUGCGCCGGAACAGAUCCAUGAACAUCGCUGGCGCUGUCAUCUCGAUAGAUGGAGGUGCCAAUGCCUCCGACUUCAGCCACUUUGAUCUGUAA